CCCUUCCCAUGCAUGCGUUACUCUUCCUCUAUAGCCUCUUCUCCUUCUUCUUCCACCGUACUUGUCCCACAAGAAACCUCUAAUACGAACCUCUACUUAACCUCCGAAAAUCUCCAAAACUUCCAAACGCGUAUAUCUUUCCUCAAAACCCUAAAAAUGGCGGAGACUUUCGAGCUCGUCGUGACCAAGAACGGCCCUGUCUUUGUACCUCCGGCGAAGGAAACGCCAAAGGGUCUGCAUUACCUCUCGAAUCUCGAUCAGAACAUCGCUAUUUCCGUCAAAACGUUCUACUACUUCAAAUCAGACACAAGAUCGAACCAAGAAUCCGCCGAAGUUAUAAGGAAAUCUCUCUCGGAGGUCCUUGUCCACUACUAUCCGGCCGCGGGGAGGCUAACGAUAAGCCCGGAGGGCAAGAUCGCGGUGGAUUGCACCAGCGAAGGAGGUCUUUUCGUGGAAGCUGAGGCCAAUUGUGGGAUAGAGAAUAUCAAAGAUGCUAUUUCGGAGAUUCGACCGGAGACUUUGGGGAAGCUUGUCUACGAUGAUGUUCCCGGUGCCCGGAAUAUUCUUGAGAUUCCGCCAUUGGUAGCUCAGGUGACGAAAUUCAAAUGCGGAGGGUUCGUACUAGGGCUGUGCAUGAACCACAACAUGUUCGACGGAAUCGCGGCUAUGGAGUUCCUCAACUCUUGGGCCGAGACAGCCAGAGGACUUCCCUUGUCUCUCCCUCCGUACUUGGACCGUACCAUCCUCCGACCACGUACCCCUCCGAAGAUCGAGUUCCCUCACAACGAGUUCGAAGAGAUCCAAGACAUUUCCGACACUGCGAAACUCUACUCCGACCAACAACUCGUCUACAAAUCAUUCCUCUUCGACCCAGAAAAGCUCGAGAAGCUCAAACGCAUCGCCAUGCAGGACGGUGUUCUGCAACAUUGCACAACUUUCCAAACCCUAACUGGGUUCCUGUGGAAAUGCCGUUGCCAAGCCCUACACUUGAAACCCGAUCAACGGAUCAAACUCCUCUUCGCGGCGGAUGGACGGUCCAGAUUCUCUCCGCCGCUCCCGGCAGGAUACUCCGGCAACGGGAUAGUGUUCACGUAUUCGGUGACGUCAGCAGGUGACCUCAUGUGUAACCCUCUAUCUCAUUCUGUGGGUCUGGUCCGUGGCGCCGUGGAUAUGGUCACGGACGGGUUCAUGAGAUCGGCGAUCGACUACUUCGAGGUCACGCGAGCGAGGCCGAGUUUGAGCGCCACGCUCUUGAUCACGUCUUGGGCAAAACUGUCAUUUCACACCAAGAACUUCGGUUGGGGUGAACCGGUAGUCUCCGGACCGGUCGGUUUACCGGAGAAGGAGGUUAUUCUGUUCUUGCCUUGUGGAAGUGACUCCAAGUCCAUCAAUGUGCUUCUUGGUCUUCCUGCUUCUGCCAUGAAGGUGUUUGAAGAUCUCAUGAACAUAUGAGAAAUCCAUAUAUUUAUUACGUUGGAUAUAAUUAUAAUAAAAUAAAAAUGAUGAUGAAUGUUUGAAAUAUCAUAUAAAAAUUUAACUAUACGACAAGUUGUUAUACCCAUGUAAUGGUACAUAUGCUGCUCGUUGAAAUAAAUGUACCAACAUUUGUUGUGUAAUUUUAAAAAAAAGUGUUCAAUGAAUUAAUAUUUAAUG
Messenger RNA from Tarenaya hassleriana, 1653 nucleotides. RefSeq names its product omega-hydroxypalmitate O-feruloyl transferase. The record is from RefSeq and is a predicted model, not a curated record. Gene Ontology annotation, molecular function: acyltransferase activity, transferring groups other than amino-acyl groups. The transcript is spliced from 2 exons. NCBI's taxonomy places the organism in Eukaryota, Viridiplantae, Streptophyta, Magnoliopsida, Brassicales, Cleomaceae. Bases 13 to 1452 code for a protein of 479 amino acids.